UCCUGUAAUGCCAGGGAGUCAUUCAGUGGAAAGAUUUGUAAUAGAAGAGAAUCUUCACUGCAUCGUUAAGUCCCACUGGAAGGAAAGGAAGACUUGUGCUGCACAGCUAGUGAGUUAUCCUGGGAAGAACAAGAUCCCCUUGAACUACCACAUAGUUGAGGUGAUCUUUGCAGAGCUGUUUCAACUUCCAGCACCCCCUCACAUUGAUGUGAUGUACACAACACUUCUCAUUGAACUGUGUAAACUUCAGCCUGGCUCACUACCCCAAGUUCUUGCACAGGCAACUGAAAUGUUAUACAUGCGUUUGGACACAAUGAAUACUACAUGCGUAGACAGGUUUAUUAAUUGGUUUUCCCAUCAUCUAAGUAACUUCCAGUUUCGUUGGAGCUGGGAAGAUUGGUCAGAUUGUCUUACUCAAGAUCUAGAAAGUCCCAAACCAAAGUUUGUAAGAGAAGUUCUAGAAAAAUGUAUGAGGUUGUCUUACCAUCAGCGUAUAUUAGAUAUUGUCCCUCCUACCUUCUCAGCUCUAUAUCCUGCAAACCCAACCUGCAUUUACAAGUAUGGAGAUGAAAGUAGCAACUCUCUUCCUGGACAUUCGGUUGCCCUCUGUUUAGCUGUUGCCUUUAAAAGUAAAGCAACCAAUGAUGAAAUCUUCAGCAUUCUGAAAGAUGUACCAAAUCCUAACCAGGAUGACGAUGAUGAUGAAGGAUUCAGCUUUAACCCAUUGAAAAUAGAGGUCUUUGUACAGACUCUGCUACACUUAGCAGCCAAGUCAUUCAGCCACUCCUUCAGUGCUCUUGCAAAGUUUCAUGAAGUCUUCAAAACCCUAGCUGAAAGUGAUGAAGGAAAAUUACACGUUCUAAGAGUCAUGUUUGAGGUCUGGCGGAACCAUCCACAGAUGAUUGCUGUACUAGUAGAUAAGAUGAUUCGUACACAGAUUGUUGAUUGUGCUGCAGUAGCAAAUUGGAUCUUCUCUUCAGAACUAUCUCGUGACUUUACUAGAUUGUUUGUUUGGGAAAUCUUGCACUCCACAAUUCGUAAGAUGAACAAACACGUUCUUAAGAUCCAGAAGGAGCUAGAAGAGGCUAAAGAAAAACUCGCAAGGCAACAUAAACGGCGGAGUGAUGAUGAUGACAGAAGCAGUGACAGGAAAGAUGGGGCUCUUGAGGAACAAAUAGAAAGACUGCAGGAGAAAGUGGAAUCUGCUCAGAGUGAACAAAAGAAUCUCUUCCUUGUCAUAUUUCAGCGUUUUAUCAUGAUCUUGACUGAGCACUUGGUACGAUGUGAAACUGACGGGACCAGUGUAUUAACACCGUGGUAUAAGAACUGUAUAGAGAGGCUCCAGCAGAUCUUCCUACAGCAUCACCAAAUAAUCCAGCAGUACAUGGUGACCCUGGAGAACCUGCUCUUCACUGCUGAAUUAGACCCUCAUAUCCUGGCUGUGUUCCAGCAGUUCUGUGCCCUGCAGGCCUAAGGGUCAUUUUUUUUUCCCCUCCUGUCAAGAUUUUUUUUAAGAUCUCAAAAUAAUGUCUUAU
This is a messenger RNA of Lipotes vexillifer (Yangtze River dolphin), 1535 nucleotides long. Its product is annotated as nuclear cap-binding protein subunit 1. The record is from RefSeq and is a predicted model, not a curated record. Gene Ontology annotation, cellular component: nuclear cap binding complex; nucleus. Gene Ontology annotation, molecular function: mRNA binding; RNA cap binding. NCBI's taxonomy places the organism in Eukaryota, Metazoa, Chordata, Mammalia, Artiodactyla, Lipotidae. The coding region runs from base 8 to 1474 and encodes 488 amino acids. The transcript is spliced from 15 exons. Gene Ontology annotation, biological process: regulation of mRNA processing; nuclear-transcribed mRNA catabolic process, nonsense-mediated decay; mRNA export from nucleus.